AUGUCAACAUCAAAAUUAAAACCAAGGACACUGAGUAGAAUUAGUCAAAGUGAAAAUUCAUCAUUCAUAAGUUUAUCAAUGGAUACUCUCCCACAUCCAAUUGAUGAUGCAACAGUGGAAAUCGAAACUGGAAUCACACAAUCUGCAAUUAGUGAAGAUGAAUCAUUAUCCAAAUCAAAAUCAAAUUAUAUUCCUCCUUGGACUGAACCUUAUAUAAUUGGAAUUGCUGGAAACUCGGGAAGUGGGAAAACAUCAAUAUCACAACAAAUAGUCCAAAAUAUAAAUCAACCGUGGACUGUUCUUUUAAGUUUUGAUAAUUUUUAUAAAUCUUUAAAUCCAAGUGAGUCUGCUCGUGCAUUUAAUAAUGAUUUUGAUUUUGAUUGUCCUGAUUCUUUAGAUUUUGAUUUAUUAGUGUCUGUGGUUGAAGAUUUAAAAAGAGGUCAAAAAGUGAAUAUCCCAGUUUAUUCAUUCACUUCUCAUAAUCGAACAAAUAAGAUAAAUACUAUAUAUGGAGCAAAUGUGAUUAUAAUAGAAGGAUUAUAUGCGUUAUAUGAUCCUAGAUUACUAGCAAUGAUGGAUUUGAAAAUUUACGUUGAUACUGAUUUGGAUGUAUGUUUAGCUAGAAGAUUGACUAGAGAUAUAUUAUAUCGUGGAAGAGAUUUAAAAGGAGCUAUAAAACAAUGGGAAAAUUUCGUUAAACCUAAUGCAGUAAAGUUUCUCAAUCCAACUUUACAUAAUGCCGAUUUAAUCAUUCCUCGAGGUUUAGAUAAUACAAUAGCGAUAAAUUUGAUGAUUAAGCAUAUAAAAAAUCAAUUGUUGAGUAAAUCCAGGAAUCAUUUAAUAAAUUUAAAACAAUUAGGUAAUUCGAUUAAGAAUUUCAAGAUUGAAAAUUAUUCAAAUGUCAAGAUAUUACCAGUUACAAAUCAAACAAGGGUCAUUAAUUCAAUACUAUUUGAUAAGAAAACAAAUCGAGAUGAUUUUAUAUUCUAUUUCAAUAGGAUAAGUAGGUUAUUAAUUGAAUUUGCAAGCCAAAAUUUUUUUACAAACGUAUUUAAUAAACGAAUUGAUUGUGUUAGGUGUAAUUCACAUUCUGGGGUGGAGUUAAAGCAAGUUUCAAUUGCUGUUAAUAUAAUUCGAAGUGGUGAUUGCUUUAACACGAGUUUGAAAAAGACAUUUCCUGAUAUAAUUAUAGGUAAAUUAUUAAUUCAAUCUGAUUCCAGAACUGGUGAACCACAAUUACAUUUUGAAAGUUUGCCCAAAAAUUUAGGAACAAAUGAUACGGUUAUGCUUUUUGAUUCUCAAUUUAUUUCUGGUGCUGGUGCAAUUAUGGCUAUUCAAGUACUAAUUGAUCAUAAUAUAAAAGAAGAAAAUAUCAUUAUUAUUACUUAUUUAUCUACUGAAAUUUCAAUAAGAAGAAUCUUACAUGUUUUUCCAAAUGUUAAAAUUGUAAUUGGGAAAUUAUCAAGUAUGGAAAAACCAAAUGAUAAAUUAUGGUAUAAUGAAGAGGAAAUUUUGGAUACUUCCUGGCCGUUUAGAAAUAGAUUUAUUGAUAGUUUAUACUUUGGAACUGAUUAG
Messenger RNA from Insectozyma verbasci, 1575 nucleotides. The record is from the annotation of a GenBank genome assembly. Lineage: Eukaryota; Fungi; Ascomycota; Pichiomycetes; Serinales; Debaryomycetaceae.